AGUCGCGGUUGGUGGGCAGCAGCUGAGCCAAGAUGUUGCGGAAUCUGCUGGCCCUCCGUCAGAUUGCCCAGAGGACCAUCAGCACUACUUCACGGAGAAAUUUUGAAAAUAAAGUUCCAGAGAAACAAAAGCUGUUUCAGGAGGAUAAUGGAAUCCCAGUGCAUCUGAAGGGCGGGGCUGCUGAUGCCCUCCUCUACAGACUCACAAUGGCUCUGACAGUUGGUGGAAUAGCAUACGCCAUCUAUCAGUUAGCCAUGGCUGCAUUUCCCAAGAAGCAGAACUGA
Molecule: messenger RNA, 284 nt
Organism: Microtus oregoni (creeping vole)
Lineage: Eukaryota; Metazoa; Chordata; Mammalia; Rodentia; Cricetidae
Product: cytochrome c oxidase subunit 7A2, mitochondrial-like
Exons: 1
Coding region: 33-284 (83 amino acids)
Biological process (GO): mitochondrial respirasome assembly; mitochondrial electron transport, cytochrome c to oxygen; regulation of oxidative phosphorylation
Source: RefSeq, a predicted model, not a curated record